Molecule: messenger RNA, 1529 nt
Organism: Saprolegnia parasitica CBS 223.65
Lineage: Eukaryota; Oomycota; Saprolegniomycetes; Saprolegniales; Saprolegniaceae
Exons: 4
Coding region: 34-1485 (483 amino acids)
Molecular function (GO): phosphatidylinositol binding
Source: RefSeq, a predicted model, not a curated record
GACUUCGCCAGCACAAGAACAAGCCGAAGAAGCAUGGUCAUCAACUCGCCGUACCACUCGUCGAUGGGCAAGGAGAUCGAGAAGGCCUGCAAGAUCCUCGAUGCGUUCUUCGACCCGAAGGUCGACGCGGACAAGGCCAUUCCGUUCGAGCUCAUCCAGAACGCGGCGGGUAUUGCGUUCCUUACCGUCAUCAAGGCCGGCAUGAUCUGGACUGGCAAGGUUGGCACUGGUGUCGUGCUCUCGCGCCUCGACGAUGGCACGUGGAGCCCGCCGUCUGGCAUUGGCACAGCCGGUGUUGGCUUUGGUGCGGAAAUCGGAGGCGAAAUCAUCGAUUUUAUGAUCAUCCUCGGCUCGCCCAGCGCCGUGCAGUCGUUCAAGAAGGGCACGCAGCUUUCGGUGGGCGCAGGCCUGGAGCUUGCCGUCGGUCCCGUCGGCCGUGCUGGUGGCGCCAACGUCAACGCUGGCGGCAGCGGCCUCAGCAGCAACUAUACGUACAGUCACGCAAAGGGUCUCUUUGCCGGCGUUGGCCUCCACGGCUCGACCAUCAUGGUUCGCGGCGAAAUGAACAACGAGUUUUACGGCAAGGAGGUGUCACCGAUGCAGAUUCUGAGCGGUCACGUCGCGCCGCCGCCGGGGUCGUGCGAUCGCCUUUACGAGACGCUUCAGCGCGCGUGCAUUGGCGACAUGGGCUCCUCCGGUCGUGCAGGUCUCUCCGAGCCGAUGCAAGCCAUUCCACCGUCGGCCUAUGGGCGCAGCAGCAUGACGGACUACAGCGACCAGCGCCGGUCGUUUAACAGCAGCAGCGGCUCGUCGUCGUCGACCUCGUACAACCCGCCGUCGUCACGCACCACCGCGCCGUCCAACUAUGACCCAAUGGCGCGCAACUCGAUCUUGGGCUCAAGCGCCGAGAGCGAAGUGUCGAAAGAAACGGACCCGCGCCUGCGUCGGUACAGCAGCUACAAGAACGAGAAGGACCUGUACGCCCAAUUCGCCAAGAAGGCGCCGACGCACACGAGUCAGCCGUCGGCGUACGCGCCGGCACAAACCAACGCGGGGUAUUACGCCCAACCGGCCGCGGCCGCAGCGCCCACGGGCUACUAUGCACAGCCAGCGGCCUCGAGCUAUGCACAGCCGACGGCCCCGAGCUACGCUCAACCGACGACGGGCUAUGCUGCACCGGCUACAUCGUCGCGGGCGGCGCCCUCGAUGCCUCCGGCCGCGGAAGGUGCCGAGACCAAGCAAGUCUUUGGCGAAGUGAUUCAGUUUAUGACGACGCGCGUGCCGCACGCCGACCUCUCGAUGUUCAAGGACAACUGCCGCCGAUUUGGGCAGGACCAAAUGUCGAUUGACGCGUUCUUCUUUUACCUCAACUCGAUCUGCACGUCGAGCUUGCUCAAGGAGCUCAUGCCCAAGCUCGUGCGGUUGCUGCCGACGCCCGAGAAGCGCGUCGCCAUGUGGGAUCUGUACGUCAAACACGUCUACUAGUCGGUUUGGCACCCUCCCUAAUAAUACAAACUUGUCCCAACUGC